CUCAAGCUCAAAUCCAAAUCUCCCCGCUCAACGACCGAGACCGCCACCUCGCAAUGCGCUCAUUCAGCAACAACAACAACAGCAGCAACAGCGACCCCGAAAGCGUCAGCCCGCUCGUCUCGCCGGAGACAACGCCCACCAAGAAACCUCUGCCUACGCCGGCUCGGAUGCGGGGUCAUAUCAAUGUGAAUGUUAACGUUAAGCCUACGGUGCAGAUGAGGGGGGCAAGGGAUACGGAACCUUCGAGGGAUGGUGCUACCGCUACUGCUACUGCUACCACUAGGAGUACUCGGAUUCCACGCACCGAAGCGGAAGCGGACACCGGAACGGGAAGGGGAAGGGGAAGGACAACAGCGACAACGGCCGAAUUAUCGGAUACGGGGUUCUAUCGGCAGCGAGCGGAGUUGCCUGCGAGGAUGGAGCGGGAGUUGAUUAAUGUUCCGUGGAGCAGGAGGCGAUGGGAGGAGAAGGAGGAGGAGGGGGAGGAGGGGGGAGAAGAUUUCGGUCAUGCAGGUGGGGAUAGCGCGAGGGCGAGGGAGAGGAAGAUUGUGACGGCGGAUGGGGCGGUGAUGGUUGCGAGUAUCCAGACGGUGGGUGGGGAUGAGGUUUUUGAUUGAUCUUCGGAUUGUUUUUGUGUGUUAUCCGGUUGUGGGUUGUGGGCUGUUGGUGUUGGUGUUGGGGAAAGGAGGUUGUUUGGUUUAGCCUGUUGCUUUUUUUUUCAGAGGAUAAUCUUUGGUUGUUUAUAUACAACCUUGUACUCCAUUUGACUACAC
Molecule: messenger RNA, 773 nt
Organism: Aspergillus brunneoviolaceus CBS 621.78
Lineage: Eukaryota; Fungi; Ascomycota; Eurotiomycetes; Eurotiales; Aspergillaceae
Exons: 1
Coding region: 54-617 (187 amino acids)
Source: RefSeq, a predicted model, not a curated record